AUGGUGUAUUUUCAAGGAGAUAUGCCUCUGAAGGUAUUACAACUUUUCAAGUGCUUUGGAAACUCUGCCGUUGUUGAAGCAUUGAGGAAUAGGGCUCGCAAGAACCCGGGCCGGGCCCUCCUGCCUCGGCGGCGGCUUCUCGUUUCCAAGCCUGAGGAAAUUCGCUCCAGCCGGUUGGGAAGCCAAGGCGACCGGUUGGCUCCGAAGCCGGUCCCCGGGGGGGUCGGGGGGGCGACUGAGCAUGAGGCAGCCGUCCGGCCUGACGAAACCUCCGUAGUCCCACAGCACACGGGAGAACGAGGAGACGGCGGCGGCGGCGGCGGCGGCGGCCCGGAGCUCAAGGAGCGAGCGCCGUGGAUGCGCGGAGCGAGCAGCCGAAAGAACCCGCCGAGAAGUGCCGUCCAAAGGCACCGAAGAGCCGCCUGCCAAGCGAGGGCAUGUAAACGGGCUGGAGACCUGGACCUUUUGUAUGGCGGACCGCGAGGGACGCCGCCGCCGGCUCCUCCUCCUCCUGCUGCCAAACCACUGACAGCUCAGCAGGCGGAGGGCGCGCGAGCCGAGGAGCCGCCGCCGCUGCCGCCAGGUCCUUCCAGUCAGGCGGGGAAGCAGCUGCAGCUCCGCUCUUUCCCUCAAACGCUGCUUUUUGGCUGGCGCUGGGAUGCCAGCGCGGGUCCCCGAGUCCCGUGGCAGCGACAGCCCGCGCUCCCCCAACCCCGCCGGUCUCGCUGCGGUAACCGCUCCCGCUGCCCCCUCUUCUUCUUCCUCCUCCUCCUCCAAGCCGAGUCCGAAGGGAACGUCGCCCCCGCUGCUCCGCGCCGAGAGAUGAAGAGGCAAGGCUGGGGGAAGCCCAAUGCGGAGCUCCUCCAGGAUAGAUUCUCCUCCAGCAAGACCGGCGACGGCGCAGCCGAGCGCGGAGGGCACAUCUUGGUAGGAGCGAUGCCGGAAAGUGCCGGGAGCCCUGGCGGAGCCGAAGGGACCCAGACAGCCCUGGAGUUGGAAGUCCCGUCUCGGGGAAGCUCUCCGUGCUCGGAGCAAAUGCCCGGGAGCACUGAAGGGUAUCCCGCCGAAGGAUUAGAAGGCUGUCCCGGGGAGGCACCGGUGCAGUAUGGUGUGAGUUAUCCUUGUCUUCUGCAUCAAAACCAAGUGCUUCUGACAGCCCUAGAGGAGUUGCAGAUGCGCUGUGCCAGCCUGAAGAAGGAAAACGGUCUGCUGCGUAAGACCUGCUUCCCGGAGACUCAGGAGAAGGUGAGGCAUUUGAAGAGGAAGAAUGCAGAGCUGGCGGUCAUUGCGAAACGUCUGGAGGAGAGAGCAAGGAAGCUGCAAGAGGCCAACCUCAGAGUGGUGAAUGCACCAAUAAAUGUGAAGAGCUCCUGUGCAGGACUGUGCAAAAGAGCGCUGGCGCGCCAACGGGCUACAGAUCUCCAAGAACAAGCCAAUGCACUCCUGAUGAAAGACAAACAGAUCAAUGCUCUGCAGAGGGAAUGUCAAGAACUUCAAGCUAAAAUCAUGGAUGGAAAGGAAGGUCCUCCAUGUCUGCCUCUUCUAGAUUUCCAGCAUUUACUUCGAGAAUCUCAGAAGGAAGUGCUGCGGUUACAGAGACAGAUUGCUCUGAAGAAUUUUAAGGCAGCCCUGGAGCCCUGUGGCCAGGGAUCAGGACACUUUUCUGUAGCUUUUGCAAUGGACUUGGGGCUCAUCACCUCAGACAGGACUAUUUGCUCAAAUGGUUUUUCUCCUACAAGAGUAUCACAGCCAUGGGAGGAACUGUGCAUAGCAGUGGAGGAGACCAGCCAGUCAGAGACGGGACUGUUUCCUUUCGGAAGAGUGCAAAGAAGAGAAGACACAUUGAUUUCUGCCCCUGAAGUUAAAGAGCACGUGAAGCAUUUGGACUCUGAGCUCACCAAGAAGAGGAAGCAAUGUGAACAUCUGGAGCAUGAAGUAAAGAAGAAGCACAAGAGAUGUGUAGAGCUUGAGAUCGAACUUCAGGAAGUGCGGAGUGAUAAUGCCCGACUCUCUGAGGAGAACGCCGUGUUACAGGGGCAAGUCGAGUGGACAGAGAAGGUUGAAUCUGAAAAUGCUGAGUUAAGGCUGCAGGUUUCUGUAGUGACUGAGGAACGGGAUUCAGCUCUUCAGAAAACCCAGGAACUCCAGGACAGGCUGGAGAGUCUCGGGCAGGCACUUAAGCACAUGAGAGAUGUUGCAGAACGAAGGCAGCAACUGGAACAUCAGCAUGAGAAGGCCUUGCAGGCCUUGCAGAAGAAAAAAGAUGAAGUCCGACAGCUGCAGCAGGCUCAGGCUGAAGCUAGGAAAAAACAUGAAGGAGCAGUGCAGCUUUUAGAGAAUUCCUUGGAUUCUAUGCAGGCCCGUGUGAGAGAGUUGGAAAACCAAUGUCGCAGCCACACAGAACAGUUUAACUUCCUCUCUCAGGAACUCAGUCGAUUUCACCUCCAAACUGGGAAAUUAGGUCUUCCAUCCACCUCCUCCUUCUGUUCUUCCCUGGUGACUUCAGAGAUUGUCUUUGCUACUUGCCAGAGUUCUCCACAGCUCCCCAAUUGCUUCAAGCAGAAAGCAUGUUUGCUUUUCUGUGGCAAGGAACAAAAUAGGGAAAAGCUCCUGCAAGCUACUGUUGAGAAUGCAGCAAAACGUGAUGUACAAUGUUUGGUUUCAGAUUCAGAAAUUGUCCCUGUAUCCCCACGGAGCAGUAUAAAAGUUCAAGAUGAAGAGGUGGAAAGGUUCUCCCCAGUGGCACUCCGGCUCACGGAUCCUGUGGUGUCUCCUGUGUCCCGAAGUCCAGAUACAAGCAGUCCCCCAGUUGCCUCAAAAAAAGCAAUCAAGAAAUUGGAAGCCCAGUCCAGCUCUUCCAGAUCUGAGUCCAUGCACAACAACAGCCCCAAAUCCUGCCCCACUCCUGAGAUGGAUACAGCCAGUGAAAUGGAAGAAUUGGACAUUGACAGCAUCUCAUUAGUACCUGAGCAGGAGAACCAUGAUCCAGUAAAACUUCAGGUCUUCUUGGCUCGAUAUAGUUAUAAUCCUUUUGAUGGCCCCAAUGAGAAUCCUGAGGCUGAACUACCACUUACGGCUGGCGAGUAUAUUUAUGUUUAUGGAGAAAUGGAUGAAGAUGGCUUUUUUGAAGGGGAGCUGAUGGAUGGCCGGAGAGGCCUUGUCCCUUCCAACUUUGUGGAGCGACUUGCAGAUGAUGACCUGGUUACUUUCUUGCCUCAGGAACUCCAUGAUCUCUCCCAAAGCUCCCCUCUUGAGCGGAGUUUUCUCAGCAUAAGUAUCAGCAGUGGAGAGAGAAGUGAUUAUUCAUCGGAGGAGCUCAAUGCCAGCACAGCUCCCUCUAGGCUAGAAGGGGACCAAGGAGAAGGAGGUAUUUCCAUUGCAGUGCCUUAUCCCAGAAAGGUGACUCUAAUCAAACAGUUUGCCUCUAGCCUCUUGGUGACAUGGGACCCACCACUGGUGCCUAGUGGAAGCGGCUUGGAUAUCCAGAGCUACAAUGUCUAUGUGGACACUGAACUCCGGGAAAAUGUGAAGGCCGGUUCCCAGAUGAAGGCCAUGAUUGACAAACUGGACUUGAAAACAAAAGCCUAUCGCGUCUCCAUACAGAGUGUUUCAGAGAAAGGGAGCUCAGACAGACUGCAGUGCACGUUCCUGGUGGGGUGUGGUUUUGUCUUGGCUCCAAGUCAGCUUCAAGUGCGGAGUGUCCAGGCCACUUCUGUGGAGCUCUCCUGGAUAUCGAGCAACAGCAAUUUCUCACAUACCAUAUACCUCAAUGGGGGAGCGUGUGAUAUAGUGAAGGCUGGAAUAUAUUGGUACACAUUUCGCAACCUGAACCCAAACACUUCCUACAUUGCCACAGUCGAAAUCCAGCCGCAACAGACUUUCUGGAAACCAUUCCCAGAAGUGGAAGAGCAGGCCUUGUCCACAGAGAUCCAGUUCACUACAUCUUCAGCAGGGUCUCCAGAUGCUCCGCUGGAUGUCCGAGUGGAUCCUGGCCCCACAUCUGGUAUUCUGGUCAUCAGCUGGUUGCCAGUCACCAUUGAUGCUGAAGGAUCAUCCAAUGGAGUGCGUGUCACUGGCUAUGCAGUGUAUGCUGAUGGACAAAAGGUGAUGGAGGUUACCUCUCCAACAGCUGGUAGUGUCCUGAUUGAGGUUUCCCAGCUGCAGAUCCUCCAGCUCUGUCAGGAAGUGACUGUAAGAACGGUGUCUCUUUAUGGAGAAUCGGUGGAUUCUCUGCCAGCUCAGAUCCCUUCAGCAUUGUUGGAAGAAGUAGACCGCUCUUCUGAAUCUCAAUUUCGUGGUCGUCCCUCCCGGCUUCUGGGUGGGGGAGCACCGGCUCUUGUCACACGAACUUCUCAGGUUCCAGGGAAAGAACUGCCUUCUGCCACUAAGAACUCAGUUGCCAAACUCACCUUGCAGACCACUAUUACCAGUGAAAAAUCUGGGGAUCAAGUGCAUUCAGAGACAUCCUCCAAUGUCAAGGUUCCCUUGACGCCAACGGUGCAAGCCGUGUCACCAGAACUUGGAACUCUUCCCGGAGAAGAAGGGAAUUACCUUCUGCCCUCCCCUGCAGGCGGUGUGGUGAAGGAAGAUCUGACUGUGCUCAAGAAGGAGAAAUCUGGAGAAGACAACCAGGAACUGCCGCUCACCGUGACAAAGCAGGAGCUGCACAUUUCAGACAGUGGUGCUAUUAGCCCGGAGACCUGUGGAAGCUGCCCUGCAGAACAGGGGACAAAUGCCCCACCAGAAAGAGAGCCAGAGGACAACCAGAGCUCCCUGGAACCAAAGAGACCACCCAUGGACAGACCUUCCAUGCAAGAAGACGACAGCUCCCGGGAGGUGGGCCAAAGCGAAGGACAAACUCCAGAGUCUUUAGUCGAGUCUUCAGGGAGGAUGAAGCCGUUGAAAGAAGGCUCCAGAGAUGACGCCUCUCAGCUGGUGGCCAGGAGCAGAAGAGAGCAAGCAGAGAAAAGGUCAGAACCAGGAAAUCGACCACUAAAUAUUUUAACUGACCACAAUCGUGGUUCUGACCUUUCUGAUAUUACGGAGGAGGAGGAGGAGGAUGAGAAGGAGGAGGAAGAAGAGAAACCAGUUUCUGGUAGGCCAGGGGAGAUGAAAUGGAAUCCAAGUGAAUAUUGCAGCAGAGAAAAUGGAGACAAGUUGGAUCUUGGUGAUACUGACAGCGAUGAAGAAAUCUUGGAACGGAUUCUGGAAAUGCCAUUGCAAAAAAAAUGCAGCAAGGCUCUGUUUAGUAUUCCUGAAGUGACUGAAGAGGAAGAGGAGCAAGAACAGGAAGAAAAAUUUAGAGGAGAGUGUAUGAAUGAAACGUCCAGUUGCUCUGGAAGAUGGGAUGGUGAAGAUAUGACCUAUCAGUGGGAUGAUAGAAAGAAACCAUCAAGAUCUCCUCUUUUGGAAUGGAGAAGAUCCAGUCAUUGCAAGGAGAAGACCCGUGUCCAACCCCAGGGACAUAGGAAGCGAAAAGGAGACAUCCGAGAGCCCAGUGUUCCUCUGCGGAGCAAUUCCUACUACACUGGAGGUGGUCUUUACAGAGCACAGAGCCUCACAGAGAAUUUGGAUGUGAUCACCAGCCUUGAGAUGGAGGAUGACUUGAAGCUGUGCAGCUGGGCAGGACAAAGGCCUGAUCAAGUUCCUUCAAGGAGAAUGAUGCCCCAAGAGAAAAGGGAGAAAGCUGUGCAAGGCCUCCCCCGCUGCCUCACCCCGGAGAAUUUGGAGAUUGACAUUGAGUAUGAUUCAAAUGAGGAAGAGGAUUUAACCAUCACUUCCACACCAGUGAGCCUGUUGAGUUCAGAUGGGAGGGCUGAUGGAUCACCAACAGAUUGUGAGGAGGAAUGGAGUGAUUGCUCCAGCCAGUCAGGAUCAAUCCAAUCCAGUGGGCGACGAGAACUGAAGCGAUCCAGUAGUUGGGAGGGAGAGAGCACGGAUUGGAGCACGUCUCCCAGCCAUUCACCUGGACAUUGUGGAUGGAGGAAGAAGGCCAGUGGUGCCCCAGAAGAGUGGAACAGGACUCGGGAGAAAAGCCCCUCUGUCUUGGGAGCCAGGCCAGAGCAGGCUUGGAAGGAGGGCCCUCUUGUGCAAACAUGGGUGACAGGUAGUCCCGGGUUGUUGGACUCAACAUCAUAUCAGUCACCUGUCCAGAGAGACAGAAGAUCUCCGAGAAAAAGUCAAGAAGGGACCCUAUCUCCCAGUGGAACUAUUGGAACUUGGAGGAAUCCUUCCCUUGAAUCAGCAGAUGAUAAGGGAUCAGCGCGUCUGUUUGUGGCUCUUUUUGACUAUGACCCUGUUUCGAUGUCCCCUAAUCGGGAUGCUGCUGAAGAGGAGCUCCCAUUUCAAGAAGGCCAGAUUUUGAAGGUCUAUGGCCACAAAGAUGCAGAUGGUUUCUACAGAGGGGAAUGUGCAGGAAGAACAGGGUUCAUACCCUGCAACAUGGUAUCUGAGCUCCGGGUGGACAGUGACAGUGCGAGAAAACAGCUGAUAGAAGAAGGCCACAUUUCUACUGAUAUGCUGAUGGAAAGUCUAGAAGCACCUGGAAAGCAAAAUCCGAGUUCUGAGGACCCUACAAGAACAAUGGUGGCCAUUUUUGACUACAAUCCCCAAGAAAAUUCUCCCAAUCCAGACACCGAGGUUGAGCUCAGGUUUUGUGCUGGGGACAUUGUGACUGUGCUCAGUUCCAUGGAUGAUGAUGGGUUCUAUUACGGGGAAGUAAAUGGACAGAAAGGUCUUGUCCCAUCUAAUUUCCUGGAAGCUUUGCCAUCAGAUGGAGCAUUGGCAAGUGAGCCAAGCCUUGGAAGGCAGCGAGUUAGAAAAAGAAGAAUCCAGUGAUGCGUGUGAGAAAGUCAAGAGGAAGAGAGACAGGCAGACAAUAAUCACUGGUAUCCAGUAGAUCAUCUGAUACAUCUUUCAUUUUUGCUUAGCACCUGGACCGC
This is a messenger RNA of Notechis scutatus (mainland tiger snake), 6941 nucleotides long. Lineage: Eukaryota; Metazoa; Chordata; Lepidosauria; Squamata; Elapidae. The record is from RefSeq and is a predicted model, not a curated record.